Messenger RNA from Myxozyma melibiosi, 1197 nucleotides. RefSeq names its product glycoprotease family-domain-containing protein. The transcript has 3 exons. The record is from RefSeq and is a predicted model, not a curated record. Gene Ontology annotation, cellular component: mitochondrion. NCBI's taxonomy places the organism in Eukaryota, Fungi, Ascomycota, Lipomycetes, Lipomycetales, Lipomycetaceae. The annotation marks the transcript as partial. Gene Ontology annotation, biological process: mitochondrial tRNA threonylcarbamoyladenosine modification.
CGGACCUACAUCGUCCUCGGGAUUGAGACCUCGUGUGACGACACCUCUGUCUGUCUUUACGACCGCAGAAAGGGCUCGCUUCGGCCGGAGCUGCUUGCGUCUCUCAAGAUCCGGGCCGAUAACUCGGUCGACGGCGGGAUUGUUCCUACGAAAGCGCUGUCUCAUCAUCAGGCCAAUCUUGGAAUUCUCGUCCAGCAUCUCCUCUCCUGGCGGUAUCCAGUCAUUCCGGACCUCAUCUGCGUGACCCGCGGCCCAGGCAUGCGCGGCUCCCUCGCCGCCGGCACCGAGUUCGCCAAGGGCCUCGCGGUGGCUCUCAACAUCCCGAUCAUCGGCGUGCACCACAUGCUCGGCCACCUGCUCAGUGCGCGCAUGGUGUAUUCGAGGAGAAAGUCCCACGGCGUCGGAAUCGCAAACUUCCCGUACGUCACCAUGCUCGUGAGCGGAGGCCACACGAUGCUCGUGCUGUCCAGGUCGCUGACCGACCACGAGAUCCUCGCGGAUACGGUCGACAUCGCUAUCGGCGACGCCAUCGAAAAGUGCGCGAGGUUCAUCGGUCUCGAAAUGCGCCAGCAAAACAGCUACGGACCCUCGCUCGAGCAGCCCGAGACUCCUCCCGAGGAGCUCAAAUCCCUCUCGCUCAACGUGGCGAUGCGCAACAAAGGCACGCGCACCGGCUCGUGCGCGUUCUCGUUCGCGGGAUACUUGCCGAUGGUCGAGCGCAGUGUGCAAGAGGUGUUUGGCGGUAACCUCGACGGCAUCAGCGAGCUGCAGAGGGCGAAGAUCGCGUACGAGAUCCAGCAGGCGAUGUUCACGCAGAUCAUUGAGCGCGUGAAGUACGUGCUCGACACUAAGCUGGAUGACGAAAUGAAAGCUAAAGUCAAAGAUAUCGUCCUGGCGGGCGGCGUGGCUUCGAAUCAAGAGCUGCGACAUAUGUUUAGGACUCAGCUACAAACGUAUUCCCCCUACCCCAAUACCGAUGCAACGAAGCCGGACGACACGGAGACGGGACCCGGUAUUCCGAAAUACAAUAUUUUUUCCCCUCCGCCGGCCCUGUGCACCGAUAACUCGGAAAUGAUUGCGUGGGCCGGGAUUGAGUUGUGGGAAUCCCAGAAGUUAAGAUCUGAGCUCUCCAUGGAGCCGCUUCCUGAGUGGCCGUUGGAGAACUUCACGACCAAUGUUGACGGCUGGACUACCGAA